AUGCCACGCCAUUCCAUUGUCUUCGUCGGUUUGGCAAGGGGGCUACAAAUUCGGGGCCAACAUCCUAGGGCUAACAUCAUAAGCAGUAACAAUGAGAAAUCCAGUCUUGGGAUAAUUAAUGGCAAAACCACUUCCAUUCAAAAAUUCCCAUUCAUGGUUGCCAUACACCUGGAAAAUGCACCCUAUAGCACAGGAGUUAUUCUCAACUCUCGCUGGAUACUGACUACUGCCUACACCGUUUCUGGGUGUGACACAACAGAGCUGUCAUUCCGAAUUGGCAGUACCGAGUCUGAAAAUGGCGGCCAGAACUUCACUGUAGACCAUUUUGCAGUCCAUGAGAACUAUACGGGCAAAUGGGAUAACGACGUUGCGGUCGUCAAGCUCAACAAGCCCAUCAAGUUCGGAAAGAACGCAAAACCCAUCAAACUUGGAACCAAAAAUCUCAAAGCGGGGACUAAAGGCAUGAUAGCAGGAUGGGGAGGGAGAUCAGAAUCCGAAGAGUCGUCGCCUGUCUUGAUGGCAACAAAAGUGACGGUUUACGACUGGCAGAAAUGUAAAAAUAUCUACCCCGAUCACGUCACACCUAGACAGAUUUGUACCUACGACACAAAAACUGGACCUUGCAAUUUUGACUGGGGAGACCCGCUGGUGUACAAGGGAGCGUUGUACGGACAGUUGACUGGAUUCUUGGAGUGCCUCUCUCAUCCGGUUGUUUACACGGAUGUGCCUGCUUAUGCAGACUGGAUCAAAAGUGCCAUACAAGAGUGA
This is a messenger RNA of Homalodisca vitripennis (glassy-winged sharpshooter), 768 nucleotides long. Its product is annotated as trypsin delta-like. The record is from RefSeq and is a predicted model, not a curated record. Bases 1 to 768 code for a protein of 255 amino acids. Gene Ontology annotation, biological process: proteolysis. Gene Ontology annotation, molecular function: serine-type endopeptidase activity. NCBI's taxonomy places the organism in Eukaryota, Metazoa, Arthropoda, Insecta, Hemiptera, Cicadellidae. The transcript has 6 exons.